UCAUUUUCAAAGCAAAUACAGACGUCUCUGAGAUUUGUAUCAAAUUAGGGUUGUCUAGCUCAACUGUUCAUUAUCCGGCGAAGCGAAUUCGUGGCUUUCCGGCGAGGUACUGUUUUAUUCAGAGAGUAUUUCUGUUAUUACAGCUAAAAUUCUGGAACUGGUGCUACAGCUUCAAGAUAUAGCUUUGGAUGAAGUUUGCCUUAGUGAUGAUCUUAUAGUCCCACGUCCUAGUUGUGAACAUUCCAAUGAGUUUCUCUCCCGGAUUGAUAACUGUAAGAAACCCUGGUAUGAAGUAAUUGGUUUGUUAAGAACCAUAGGAGGUCAAUCUACUCUUAAAUAUAAUAAUCAGCAGAAGGGCAAAGAAGUUCCUCCUUUGAAUAAGGACAAUGUUGGAGAAGGACUCAGGGGCUGAUAGGCUUGAUUGCGUGUUCCCUUCUAAACAUGAUAAGGACUCUGUUGAAGAAGUUUCAAGUUUAUCAUCUGAGAAUACUAGGACAUCAAAUGAUUGCUCCAGAAGUAACAAUGUCGACUCCAUUAGCAGUGAAGUUUAUCCCAAUGACCCCACUCUGGAUGACAAGAAUGCUGCAGUUAGGGAAAACUUGCAUAGCUAUCCUCUUGGUCCCGUUUCUCAGGCAGAUGAUGAUCUCGGUUUUUUUGAUAGUAAUCAUGAGGAUAAAAACACUACCGAGCUCUUAUAUUAUAACUUGCCUGAGAUGGAAAAUUUUGAGGAUCUUGACAGGAUGUUCAGAAGUUGUGAUUCAACGUUUGGACUUGGAGCUAGUAUUGAAGAUGACCUUGGUUGGUUUUCGUCAUCUGAUGUUAUUGAAGGAUCUGGAGGUGGAUUGAGGUCAGAUUGUGAGUUUCCCUUCUCAACAUCCAGUGCACUUGAAAAUAUCUCUGGAAUGCAGGAAGCUUCUAGGCCAAAGGAAACAGACAGUUCAAUUAAUGAUUCUGGCGCUAAAGAUCAACCCUUUAGUCAGACUGGCAGUUCAAUGCCAUCAGAGGAUGAAUCAGCCGUUCCGAGUCAUCUAUCUUUUGCAAAUGGCUCAAGUGAUUCAGAUUUCAAGAUAGUGCCCAAAAAGAAGAUUAAUCUUCACCAAAUUAACUCUAAGCUCCAGAAUCGAUCUGAGGGAAAAAGAAAACAUGUUUACCUGGAAAAUGGGGAGACAUUCAACUAUAUUGAUAGCCUUCCAGAAGAGAGAGGGCAUCCUACUGCAAUCACUGGAUCUCAGGCUUUCACAUCCACAGGUAUUCAGCAGCACAAGCAAGUUGAUGGAUCUGAUUUUGGGUAUUUUCAGGAUGGCUUUUCUUACUUAUCUUCAGAUUACAGUCAUUCAGAUCAGACUACGGUUUGUCCAACCCUAUCCACAAUUAAAUCUAAAAAAACCAGUCUCGUGCCUCUUUCUGCUAAGGACUCCUGUGCGACAAAUCAGAUGCAGUUGAAGGAAAGCUUACCUGAUCCUUCUUUUCAGGUGGAUGGUAUAGGAACAAAUGAAAAUAUGGUGGACAAGCUACUUCACCAUUCUGUAAUUAAGCAUGAAAACAACAGGGAUCUUGGAAGUGUCAGCACGGGAAUUCCAGCAGAAGUAGGUUCCUCUAUUGUAAAGGAGAGCUCUUGCACAAGCUCCGGGUUGAAUGAAAUUUCUGAGGAGGCAGAUAGUUUUCAUCAGCUUCAACAUGUCAUGGAACGGUUGGAUAUAAGAACAAAGCUACGCAUAAAGGAUAGCUUGUAUCGGUUGGCUCAGAGUGCUGAACAAAGGCUUAGACAUGCUAAUCUCAAUAAUGGAUCUGGUGAUGAAAGAUGCACAAGCGGAGCAUUUGUUGACGAUGGAGAGUACAGGUGCACAGGAUAUUUGGACAUGGAGACAGACACAAACUCUAUAGAUCGAUCUAUUGCUCAUUUGCUCUUCCACAGGCCUUCAAACUCAUCUGCGAUAGCUGAUUCUUUGGCUUUGAAGUCACCUUCCAUGAUUUUCGAGACAUUACUCAGCCCACCAGUGAUUGAUGAGAACUUGAUUUCUGCUGGAGAAAAUGCAGCUGAACCAGAUAAAGGCACGAAAUAUUAAAGAGGCUUCGAUACAAAUGGGUUGUGUUUACUUUCAAUUUAUGUCGCUUGGACUCGCCUACAUGUAUGUGCAUGUAAGUAUCUGCUACGGAUACUUAUAUAGUUUUUGUUGUUUAGUGUAAUUCGAAGAAUCAGCACAAAGUAUGAGAAUGGGGGUCUAUGUCAAAUAGCUUCCAAUUACUCGUGUGUUUGUGUAUGAGAAUUAUCAAGAAUCUCAAAUGAGAAAUUAUUUCAUGUUUAUAACA
This is a messenger RNA of Solanum stenotomum, 2310 nucleotides long. RefSeq names its product protein LNK1-like. The record is from RefSeq and is a predicted model, not a curated record. Lineage: Eukaryota; Viridiplantae; Streptophyta; Magnoliopsida; Solanales; Solanaceae. The transcript has 7 exons. Gene Ontology annotation, biological process: circadian rhythm; regulation of DNA-templated transcription. The coding region runs from base 387 to 2066 and encodes 559 amino acids.